Messenger RNA from Nicrophorus vespilloides, 689 nucleotides. RefSeq lists its product as uncharacterized. The record is from RefSeq and is a predicted model, not a curated record. Bases 215 to 649 code for a protein of 144 amino acids. The transcript is spliced from 2 exons. Lineage: Eukaryota; Metazoa; Arthropoda; Insecta; Coleoptera; Silphidae.
AUUGCGUACAUUUAUUGUAGAAUAGAGCGCAAAUGUGUAUCGCAAGUUGUCUAACUGUUCCAUUGGAGAAUAGGCAAUUCAAAAUGCACGAUAAUUUCAAAACAAAAACACGAUCGCAAGGCACGAUUCACGUAGAGAAAUUUCGAAUUUAUUUACUUGUCUCUUUUACUCUCUUUUUUUUUUCUCUCCUGGCAGCCGUCAAAAUGUUCAAGUGAUGAGUACUCAGGACAACUCGGAAUUUAAAUUCGCUUUGCGCGACAUAGCGUUGCACGCACCCAGUCUGCCGAACACCUAUGAUCGCGUCCGAUGUUCGGAGUGGGCGCGAAAGUUAGCAGGAAUGCCCGACGAUGACCUCGAGAGCUCGAAGACACGCAACGAGUACAUACAGUUCCUUCGCAUUCAGGUGCGAAACAAUUUCCUGCACGGUCCGUUCCUGUAUCCACCGCCGGAGAAUCAACCUCUGAGCUGUCUCUCCGAGCACCUGGGAAACAUGCUCUCGAAGCAGAUACCGUAUUUGCCGAGGACCGGACCAAUAGCGCCGAUGGUGCAUCACCGCGCCCCCGAUGGGCGGGCCUUCAUCUCCGUCAAACAGAUACCGGGCGGUGGCGUUCUGUGUUACAUGGCCGUGAGUCCUGAUGGUUUCGACUAGUGAUUGAAGAUAAUCAAAUCUAUUUAAUAAAUACAUUAUG